AUGGAGUUCCUUCAGAUUCCUCAACAUCUGCACAAUGCUUGUCACUCCAAAACUUUCUCCAGGACUUCUCAUGAUACACAUUGGACUGCUCCAAAGGUCAGCCAUCUAAAAGUCAAUACCGAUGCUACAUGGGACUCAUCCACAAAUUCUUGUGGGAUAGCAGCAGUUGUUCGGGACUCUAACGGUCUUCUUGUUGGGGGUUCUUCCCGGUUCGAUAUGGCUUCCUCUCCUUUGGCGGCUGAAGCUUUAGCAAUCCAGCUUGGUCUCACGCUAGCCUCCUCUCUCUCUCUUUCUUCUUUUCAACUGGAAUCAGACUCAUUAGUUUUGAUCUCUGCUUUUUUAAACCCUCUUUCGACGGUGGACUGGUCAGCGUCUCAGCUGGUUUCUCGAAUCCGGUCUCAGGCUGCUCUUUUUCAUCGUGUUAACUGGCACUGGGCUAGUAGAAGGGCUAACAGAGCUGCAGAUCUGGUGGCGGCGUUGGCUUUGCAUAGGGUGUGUAUUGAUGAUUGGACCUCCAAUCCUCCCCCCUCCCUAAUGCGCAUUUUACUUUUUGAUGCUGCGGGGCCUCCUCCCUAG
This is a messenger RNA of Rosa chinensis, 576 nucleotides long. RefSeq lists its product as uncharacterized. The record is from RefSeq and is a predicted model, not a curated record. The transcript has a single exon. Gene Ontology annotation, molecular function: nucleic acid binding; RNA-DNA hybrid ribonuclease activity. NCBI's taxonomy places the organism in Eukaryota, Viridiplantae, Streptophyta, Magnoliopsida, Rosales, Rosaceae. Bases 1 to 576 code for a protein of 191 amino acids.